Molecule: messenger RNA, 5496 nt
Organism: Lucilia cuprina (Australian sheep blowfly)
Lineage: Eukaryota; Metazoa; Arthropoda; Insecta; Diptera; Calliphoridae
Exons: 7
Coding region: 1-5256 (1751 amino acids)
Cellular component (GO): nucleus
Molecular function (GO): protein binding
Source: RefSeq, a predicted model, not a curated record
AUGGUUUUUAUGCGUGUUCUUCCUCCUCCAUCGGCUUCGACAACACCUACCAAGUCAUUCGAUAGUAAUUUUAAACUUGAACCAAAUUUAAGUGCUAAAGAAUUCGGCAGUAAUAGUCAGACAGGUGAAAAUGGUGGUGCCGUUAGUUGUGGCGGUGGUGGUGGUGAUUCCCAGCCACCACCGGUUAAACGAAAAUACAAAAAACGUGUACAAUUCAAUGACAACUUAAAUGGCCUGGCUAAAUUAAAGAAUUUCUCAAAUUUUGCUUUAAAAGCUAAAAAACAUUUGGCAGGUGAUGGAGGUAGCGGUGGUGGCACAGCAGCUGGUAGUGCCAAUGGCAGUGUGGUAGGUGAUAACAAUGUUAGUGCUACGGGAGAUGUGUUGCCGGAAGUAUUGGACUGUCGUAUAGCAGAAAAAAUCAAAAGUGAAAUGGAGGAGAAGUCAGCAUCUAAAGAAUCAUUAGCCUUGUGCUUAAAGAAAAAUGAUGGCUUUGGCGAUGAUGAGGAUGACGAUGAAGAUGAUGCCGGUACUUCAGUUACAGGAGAUGGUGUGGAUGGCUUAAAUGGCCCUAACAGUGGUUUUCGUAUGCGCCACAAAAACAAACGAGGACCUAAGACUAUGAAUCCCCCUGGCUCAUAUAUCGAUGAUGAUGAAGACAUUGGUGAUGUUAGUGAGGAUGAUGAAGAAGACGAAGAAUUGGACGAGGAAGCUUUGGCGCGUGAAAUGAAAAAUGAACAGAAUUUCGUGGAGGAAGAAGAUGAAUUGGAUAUUGCCUUUCGUUCGCAUCAAUCGUGUCGGGAAUGUUCUUUGGCCCAUGAUUAUAAAGUGUGUCCAUUACGCACUUCCAUAGGCACCAUAACAGAUGCAGUUGACUUGGCCGAAUGGGUGGAACGUAAAAAUCUAGAGGCUCUGGCAAAACUCAAAUGCGAUGCUCAAAGACAAGCCAAACAAUUGCAUGGUGAUGAUGAUGAAGAUAUGGAUGAUUCUUCCCAACUAUCCGACUUAGAACUGAAACCUUUAAUAACAUUUGCCGAGGCCUCAGUGCCGGCUGAAUUUGAACUACACAAUGUAGAGCCGAAUGUUACCGGUGUCUUUGCUCGUACCGAAGUAAGAGCUUUCACGAAAUUGGGACCCCUUAUCGGUCAGUCUGUACAAGCUAACGAUAUUCGUGAGGCUAGUGAUAUGAAAUGGAUAUUUGAGAUUUGUGAAGCUGGUGCUGAAAAAUCACAAUUUCUCAUGUGUGAUAACCCGAAUUCAUCGAAUUGGUUACGUUAUAUUAGACCGGCGCCUACCUAUGACGAACGUAAUGUUAAUUUAGUAUUUAUAGAGUCGCGGGCGUUUUUCGUGACAUGCAGGGAUUUGAAAAAUGGUAUGGAAUUGCUGUAUUGGAGUGAUGAUUGCAAUACGAUGUGGCGUAAGAAACAUUGGUCGGAAAAGACAAAUUGUGGCGGUUGCAAUUUGAAAUUUGAUCAUCCUCUUUACUAUCGCACGCACUGCUCGGUAUUCCAUGAUCCAACAAUGAGUCUAACAAUACGUAAAUAUCAUUGUAAAGUAUGCGGUGAAGCGGUAUUGGGUAAGGACAAUAUUAUGAAACAUGCUGCGGAAAAACAUGAUGGCAAAGGUGCACAUCAGUGUCAAUUUUGCAACAAGUUCUUUUUACGUCUCAGUUAUUUGGAAAUGCAUCGCACAUACGGUUGUGCCGCAAAUCCGAAUCGUACACGGCCUAUAUGUGAUUUUUGUGGUCGAAAAUACUAUCGACCACAAAAACUGAAAGCUCACAUUAAGCGUAUGCACAGUGAUGUGGCUGAUGUUUUACGAGAUUUUCAGUGUAACUUAUGUUCAAAACUUCUAGGCUCACGUGCAGCAUUGCAGCGUCAUGCCAAGGAGGUACACAGUCGCAAUUCGACAGUGGUUAGUUGUCCCCGAUGUCAGAAGCUCUUCCAGAAUCGCAGCAAUUUGAAGAUACAUAUGCUAACUCAUUCCGGUGUGAGGCCAUUUAAAUGUUCGGAAUCGGAAUGUAAUGCUGCCUUCACCACCAAACAGUGUCUGCAAUUUCAUUAUAAGAAGGUCCACAAUUAUUCACAGGAACAAAUGCCGAAAAUUGAACGUAGUGUGGCUUAUACAUUUGAUGCUUAUUCGGGUGGUAUGAAAGUUGAUUUUCUGGAACAAGCUCCUCGUAGAAGACGCAAGAGUUUGGAGGAUCAGAAUUCUGUUAUGAGUUCCAGCAUUCAAAGUGAUGCUGAAUUUUCCGAUGACAACAUUUUCGAAGCCAUUAAAAAGUCCGGCAAGUCUAUCAAGGAUCUGUGUCGCAAUGAACCCAAUCUAUCACUGCUAUCCUCGAAAAUUUCUAGUAUAUUUGGCGAGAAACCACCACCACGCAAGAGAGGUCGCAAACCCAAAGAUUAUCAUUUAAUGGAGCAACAGGAACAAGAGCAUAUGGAGCAAAUGAGACGUAAACAAAAUGCUCAACUAAGUUUAGUUGAGUCUUUCUUAACAACCACCGCCCAACGUUUGACGGCACAGCAACAAGUACAACAAGUUGUAGCAGCUGCUGCCGCUGUCUCAGCUAUGACUGGAGCUACAGCUGAUGAUCCCACUAGCAAAAUGCAUAUGAUGACUGGUUUGAAUACACAACACAUGGGCAUGGGUCAUCAUCAUCAGUCGACCAUGGGUCAUGAUGAAGACGAUGAAGAGGAUGAUGAUGAGGAAGAGGACCAUGGUCACCAUGGCCAUCAUGGUGGUCAGCAAAUGACCCAUGACAAUAACGGUUAUCGCCAUAACCCGGGCAUGAAUGCCAUGGGUCAAAAUUUGGUUGUGAGUAAAGGAAGUAAAAAAUGGAUUAGUGACGAUGAUCGUCAUUUGUCUAGAGACUGUGCUGUAGCUGAAAUGGGCGGGGGCACUGGCAUGACAACGAAUCAAAAUUCAUGCGGCAUGUCAGGUGGUGGUAACAAUGAUAUGGCCUUGCCACCAUUUGCGGUGCCUCAGAGUAAUAACGACGAUCCGACAAAACUAAUGGGUUCCAAUAGAGAUUUUCUUUCACGACUCAUUAACUCCGCCAAUCCAUCUCACAACCAUCAUACAGGUAAUGCUAGAGAAGAAGAUGAAAACUCUUCAUUCCUAGAUGUUGUCGAAUCUAAUAAUGCUGCUGCUAAUGGUCAAAUGUCUCAGUAUCAUCACAAUUCUGGAAAUAAUGCUGGUGCUGGAGCAGCUGCCAAUACGGGUAAUGCAGUGACAAAUCCCAACAAUGGCUUGGGCGCCGCAAAUGGUUCGGCCAAUAAUCAAGGUGAAAAUAGUCAAAUGUCAAUGAAUUCCUUGUCACAAUCUCAAGCCUUUAUGAGUUCAUUUUAUAAUAAUGCAAAUGCAAGACUGAGUGGUACCGGUACGGGAUCAUCUUCCUCGGCCAGCAUGUUGGUUGAGGCAGCUUUAAAUUCUGUUGGCAACAUGAUCGACAAUGAUAAUAACGACUUAAAAGUCCCCACCGAAAAUAAUAUAAACACCGAUAGUCCCAUGAGUUCUCAUGUCGAUUCCGAAACAAAUCGUUUUAAUGCCUCAAAUCCAAUGGAUAACUUAGAGAGUGAAUUGAAAAUGAUGAAGAACUUAAAUAAUUUCCCCAUGCAAAUACCACCACUGCCAAUGUUUCCGAACCAAGGCAAUAAUCUUAAUUCUUGUAACAUAUCGCCCAGUGCUUCAACGCCAACAAAUCCCCGAAGCAACCAAAACAAUGAAGUGGAAGUGGAUGCCGGUUCUACGCCACGCGCUCAACACAUGGGUAAUGCGGGCAACAAUGAUGGAGAUCCAUUUCCGUCGGCGGCCCAACAUCGUACACCACCGUCACCUCAACCAAUUUCACCCGGGAGAGAUUACAGCAUGUUUGGUAACAAUCCUGGCUCAAAUGGUGGUACACCAGGUGGCCCUGGUACAGCGGGUAGUAAUAGUAGUGCUAAUAGCACGGGAGGCAAUAGUAGUAAUAACAACAUAUCAGCCUCUUCACCUUUACCCGCUGCUCUCGCUCAAAAUCAACGAAGAAAUGCUUCUAGUGUAGGUAGUAGUUAUCCCGAACAUGAACUUAUUUCACCAGCUUCCUCACCUUCAAUACCGCGUUAUAAUUUUAAUAAUGGUGAUGUUAUGCGACACAAGCACAGAUCUGAUUCGGAAAAUGAUAGAAGGCAGGCCUUGACGGGAGGCCAUAAUCACUUAUCAAGUGAUGAAGAAAAUAGUAUAAUGCCGCAAAACAGCGUGGGUCAAGAUAUGCGCAUGAAAUUCCCUCAAUCACAAAUGGAUUUGAUGUAUUCAAAAUAUGAAAGUUUAGCUAAUUCCACAGCUUUAAAGUAUAACAAUCAAAAUAUUGAUUCGCCCACAGAAUAUCGCACCAGUAACUCCGCUGCGACUGCCAGUUCAAAUAACGACAUAUCAGAUCUACAAGGCCUGGAUAUGUCAUCCCGUUCAAAUGUUAGCUCUUCAAACUAUCAUCAUAAUUUCCAAUUGCCCAGUAAUAGUUCAGCCAAUUUGCCGGGCAUUGGCAGAUAUCACCAUCACAUCUAUGAUAUACUAUCCGAAAGAGAACAGAAUCAACAGUCACAAUCCCAAAGUCAACAACAGCAUCAUAGUUCUUCUUCCGGUGGUUCCGGCACAGGUUCACAACACCAGCAACAGGAACAUCCCAGCCAACUAAGCAUGCAGCAACAUCAAUCCGCUAUGCAUAGCAUGCUCUCCGAUCAACUGAGUGAACAGGAACAUGAUCAAGCUACAUCGGUUGAUUUAAGUCGUACUGCCAACUAUGUAGUACCCUCGCCUCCCCAACUACCCUACAAUCAUCCUCACCAUGACAUGUUAAGAAUGGCUUCAUUAGAUCUUACUCCUAAUACCAAUAUGUCCGUUGGUAACAACCGCUCAUUCCUUUCAUCUCAAAUGCAACAUCAAAGUCGUGAGAGUCUCGAACACCAUCGUCUUCUUUCGACCGUUGAACAGCAUCGUAUAUUAGCUGCCUCAAAUGCUGCUGCCGCCGAUCAACAUCGUUUGCUUGUUGAUCCCACAGCUCAUUUACUAAUGGAACAAAAUAAUCGUUUAUUGGGUUCCGAUCAAUCGCGUCUAUUGGGUGAGACUGCCCAGAAUCGUCAUAUGGCUCGUGGUUUUGGUGCUUAUCAUCAAGUUGCCUCUAGUAAUUAUCAUCCGGGCGUUAGACCACCAGUAUUACCCUCGGCUAAUCAUCAUGCUUCCAAUCCCUCAAAUUAUCAUCCAUUCCCUGCUUACUAUUAGUUAAGGAUUUAAGAUGGUAUAAUGGGCGAAGUUUAACAAAGUAAAGUCUGCUUUAGGUAAAAAAUGUAUUUUGAUUUUAAGAUUAUGGACAGAUAAGUGGGAAGUGCAAAAAGUAAAUAUUAUAGAAUUGUUUACAUUAAUCCUCCACAGCGAGCUAUAAUAUUUUAGGAAUAAUUCUAGUUCAGUUCUAGCUUAGUUCUAGUUCAGUUCUAAUUCAGUUCUAGUUCAGUUCUAGUUCAG